AUGGGGGAAAAGCAGAGACGGCCUGGAGCUGGGGGACAUGUCAGUGCACGGCCUGCUUGUGAGGUUUCUUGGCAUCCAGGCGUAAACAGGUCUGGUGCCCGGGGCUGGCUGGCACACCUUCCCUGGGAGCCUGGAGGGCACCGGGUUGCGAGUGCUGGUCAAGAACAAAGAGUAGAAGAUGUCAGACUUAUUCGCGAACAGCAUCCAACAAAGAUACCGGUAAUUAUCGAAAGAUAUAAAGGAGAGAAGCAGCUUCCCGUUCUGGACAAAACAAAGUUUCUGGUCCCAGAUCACGUCAAUAUGAGUGAGCUUAUCAAGAUAAUCAGACGGCGGCUGCAGCUGAAUUCCAAUCAAGCUUUCUUCUUACUGGUGAACGGACACAGCAUGGUGAGCGUCUCCACGUCCAUCUCGGAGGUGUACGAAAGCGAAAAGGACGAAGACGGAUUCUUGUACAUGGUGUACGCCUCUCAGGAAACGUUUGGCAUGAAAUCCUCCAUGUAAACACUUUGCCCCCCCUUGGCCUUGUAGCCUAGCCUAGUUUUUACCCUCCCCUCCCCUGCCCCUCCCCGGCCCAGGAAAAAGAAAGGGAUGUCGCGCCACUGAUGUGCUCAGAGUAGUUGUGCUUUGCGGGGAUGUUCUCAAACGUCCUUUCCUUUGUAAAUAUUUAACAGAUGAGUGCCAGUACGGACAAGCAGCCCAGCUUUGUAGACUUGCUAUACGUUUGCACGGGCCUACUUGCUUUUUAAAAGCCUCUGGAAUCGGAGCAAGACCAUAGCAUGCAUGUUGACAAUAAUAAUAAUAAUAAUAAUAAUAAUAAUAAUAAAUGUUGGCGUUACUCAAAUCAUAGGAACUGGGCUAAAUGUUAAAGUAGCCAACUGAAAUACAUCUGUGUGAUAUAUCCUGUUAAUUUAUAUUUUAGCUCCUAAAAACCGCUUUUCCUCAAAGGUAGGAAAGUCUGCCUCUUUCGGCUUCUUGUGUUUGGAAAAUCAGUGCACGUUUUGGGGGAGAAUAUAGAGAAGGGUUAAUUCUCUGGUAUUGCUACUUUAGACAAUAUCAGCAAAACACCAGACUGCUAACUAUAUACCAAGCAUAGCUUUAGUUUAGGAAGUGUGUAUUUUAAAAAUUAGGUUAUGUACUUAACAGUUAAGAAUGUUACUCUUAAUACAUUUGUAUUCUGUCCUGCAUCUUUUUUUUUUCUUUUUUUAAUCGAAUCCGCCCAUCUCGUCCUCUGAAGAGAGGCCCUUUUAUCCUUCAAAUGCUGGUAACAGACGCAAGCCAUCAGGGGCAGGCAAGGCUUUUUAGCCAUUACAAUUGUGUAUU
Notechis scutatus (mainland tiger snake) is the source of this 1320-nucleotide messenger RNA. The record is from RefSeq and is a predicted model, not a curated record. NCBI's taxonomy places the organism in Eukaryota, Metazoa, Chordata, Lepidosauria, Squamata, Elapidae.